AUGACGGUGCGGAGAGGAAAGAAGCUCAGCAUCUCCAUCCAGGAACACAUGGCCAUUGACGUCUGCCCCGGCCCCAUCAGACCCAUCCGACAGAUCUCUGCCUACUUCCCCCGCCUGUCCCCCACCUCCCCCAUCCCCGUCUCCCCCACCCCCGCCGUCUCCCCGUUGUCCCUCAGCCCCGGCUCCGUGGCAUCCGGCGUGGGCGGGACUCGCCUGCUGUCGCCUCUGCUGCCCCACGGCCGGGCGGGCGGGGGCGGGUCGCUGUCGCUGACCAGCAGCGUGGACACGUCGGUGGAGAUCAACAGCUCGGACAGUGACGACUGCACUGCUCUGGGAACGCUGGAGUUUGAGUUGAGAUAUGAGCGGAGCUCCAGUGAGCUGCACUGCACUGUGCUCAGGGCAAAGGGUCUGAAGCCCAUGGACUUCAACGGUUUAGCCGACCCAUAUGUCAAACUGCACCUGCUGCCUGGAGCCUGUAAGGCCAAUAAGCUGAAAACGAAGACGAUUCGUAACUCUCUGAAUCCAGUGUGGAAUGAAACGCUCACUUACAUCGGGAUCACAGAGGAAGACAUGCACAGGAGGACGCUCAGGCUGAGUGUGUGUGACGAGGACAAGUUGACUCAUAAUGAGUUAAUCGGCGAGUCCAAAGUGCCUCUGAAACGUGUGAAACCCGACCAGACGAAACAUUUCCACACCUGCCUGGAGCAUCGGCUGCCGCUGCCGUCUCCUACAGCCAUGGGUGAAGCUCUACGAGGAAUCUCCUGCUACUUGAGAGAGUGGGAGAACGAGCAGCUCCACAGCCUGGAGGAGAGAGGCCGUCUUCUUCUGUCCCUGCAGGUCCUGCCUCCGCUCAGUUUGGAGGAUAAAGACACAGAGGGAGGAGGAGGAGGAGGAGGCAGCGAAGGCCGUCGCAGUGGGGGUCUCUGUGUGGGCGUGAAGCGCUGCGCUCACCUGGCAGCCAUGGACGUCAACGGGUUCUCUGACCCCUAUGUCAAAAUAUACCUGAAACCCGACAUACAGAAGAAAUCCAAACACAAAACAACAGUGAUGAAAAAGACCCUCAACCCCGAAUUCAACGAGGAGUUUUUCUAUGAGAUCCCCCUGUCGGAGCUGGCUAACAAGACACUGGAGGUGACGGUGUGGGACUAUGACCUGGGACGCUCCAAUGAUUUCAUAGGUGGCGUUUCUCUGAGCUGUCACUCACAGGGCGACGCCCUCCGUCACUGGAUGGACUGUCUGAAGAAUAAGGGCCGCAGGGUGGAGCGGUGGCACAUCCUGACCAACGAGCUGCCACGGACCCUCAGUCACGACUAAAAGCCAAGCAGCCGCCUCCACACAUGCAGACAGUCGCUGUCAGGGAUCACAUGGUUCACAGAGGUCCUCCGCUCACUCUGUGGGACGGACUCGAGUAACUUCACCGCAGGAAUCAGCAGGAAGUGAGAGGAAAAGUGUAUAAUAAUAACAAUGACAGCCAGAGCAGAGUGCCUUCAUUUCUGAUCAGAAGAGAAGAAGCUUCAACACUGUCACACCUGCACUCAGCAUCAACAUCAUAGUGUUAACAGGUUUAUGAGAGGAGGAACUCACAGGAAUUAAACAGAAACCAAAACUGUAGAUUUCACUGGAUUUAUAGUACCGCUAAAAUUAAAUUGCAUGUGAAAUUGCAAAUUCAGGGAAGCGGGUGUGUGCUGCUCUCGCAAGUGAAGUAAUUAACCAGAUGUGCAUUUGCUAAAUGAAUCUCUGAAGGUGUUUUCAGACAGAAAGGAAAGUGAAACAUCAUAACACCAUUCGCUGGCCUGUUUUUAUGUGCCCCAGAGAGCCAAAAUAUCAACUGUACAACAUUAAAAACAUGGCAAUGAGUCGCACCGCUGCACUGGGCGACAUGUUCCUUCAUUAUGAAGAAUUUGGCCACGUUAUUUUGUUUGGAAACGGCUCCAAAGACCAAUAACUACAUUCACGUUUUCAGUCCCUGGAGAGUAGUUCUGCGGACGCCACUGAACAUGUGGUUUACUUUGAGAAAUGUACAAUGAAGAACAAAGUCAAGAGUUUGUGAUAUGUAGCACAACAAGCUAGUGAAGCUGUAAACAGAACCGCGUUCCCGUGCUUAGUGGUGCCUGCCUUACACAGAACUACUCUUCAGAGACUUUUGGAGCCGUUUCUAAAC
This is a messenger RNA of Thunnus maccoyii (southern bluefin tuna), 2161 nucleotides long. It is a transcript of the gene doc2a, whose product is annotated as double C2-like domains, alpha. The transcript is spliced from 10 exons. Bases 1 to 1314 code for a protein of 437 amino acids. The record is from RefSeq and is a predicted model, not a curated record. NCBI's taxonomy places the organism in Eukaryota, Metazoa, Chordata, Actinopteri, Scombriformes, Scombridae.